Messenger RNA from Globicephala melas (long-finned pilot whale), 6941 nucleotides. RefSeq names its product SIK family kinase 3 (gene SIK3). Gene Ontology annotation, cellular component: cytoplasm. Gene Ontology annotation, molecular function: protein serine/threonine kinase activity; ATP binding. Lineage: Eukaryota; Metazoa; Chordata; Mammalia; Artiodactyla; Delphinidae. The record is from RefSeq and is a predicted model, not a curated record. Gene Ontology annotation, biological process: protein phosphorylation; intracellular signal transduction.
GGAAGUCCCGCCCCAUCCUGCCAGGCCUUGGCUUAGCUCGCCUCUCCUCGCUUUCUUUCUGCAGGAGCUCGCUGCCGGCGCCCAGGUGUCCUGACACGCCCCGCAAGGUGACCUGUACUGUCAAAUAGUACUACAUUUAUCAGACGUAUAUAAUCCAAAAUAAUUUGUCCACCUAUAAAACGCUAAUUUACCUCGGAAUUCUCGUGCAGAUGUUCACACAAUUUAUGGCACACCAGCAGGAUCUUAACUGGACCACCAGGGAAUUCUCUACAGUAUCUUCUGAAGAACAGAAGUUUUUAACUUUGGUGGAUUCUUAACCACUGCGCCACCAGGUCUCAAGAAAGAAGACCGUUAAAGCUGAGGGAAGCAGAUGGUGGAAGCGAGGUCAAGAAUAGGAGUCAGCACCUGGAAUCCUAAAAGGCUGCAGUGCAGUGGGAAGUUGGAACACAGGAGUUCAGCAUGCAGAACUACCCCCACCAGAGAUGCAACCCGCAGUAGAAGCUCAGAGUCUUAACCACUGGACCACUAGGAAGUCCUGGAUUUUGACUAUUUUAAUAGUACGUGGGCCUCUCACUGUUGUGGCAUCUCCCGUUGCGGAGCACAGGCUCCAGACAUGCAGGCUCAGCGGCCAUGGCUCACGGGCCCAGCCACUCCGCGGCAUGUGGGAUCUUCCCGGACCAGAGCACAAACCCGCGUCCCCUGCAUCGGCAGGCGGACUCUCAACCACUGCGCCACCAGGGAAGCCCCUUGAGUUAAUUUUUGUAUACGGUGUACGAGGGAUUCACGGAGACAAUAGACUAAUUUAACCUCAAGGAAUAAUAACAUUGAUGGCGGAAUUUCAGACGCUGUAGUUAUCACUCAAGCAAAGACCUUUUCUGGUGUCUCUCAAAUCACAACAUGCAGGUUGCUAUCAAGAUCAUAGAUAAGACCCAGCUGGAUGAAGAAAACUUGAAGAAGAUUUUCCGAGAAGUUCAAAUUAUGAAGAUGCUUUGCCACCCCCAUAUUAUCAGGCUUUACCAGGUUAUGGAGACAGAACGGAUGAUUUAUCUGGUGACAGAAUAUGCUAGUGGAGGGGAAAUAUUUGACCACCUGGUGGCCCAUGGCAGAAUGGCAGAAAAGGAGGCCCGUCGGAAGUUCAAACAGAUUGUCGCAGCUGUCUAUUUUUGUCACUGUCGGAAUAUUGUUCAUCGUGAUCUAAAAGCUGAAAAUUUGCUACUGGAUGCCAAUCUGAAUAUCAAAAUAGCAGAUUUUGGCUUCAGUAACCUCUUCACUCCUGGGCAGCUGCUAAAGACCUGGUGUGGCAGCCCUCCCUAUGCUGCACCUGAACUCUUUGAAGGAAAGGAAUAUGACGGGCCCAAAGUGGACAUCUGGAGCCUCGGAGUUGUCCUCUAUGUGCUUGUGUGUGGUGCCCUGCCAUUUGAUGGGAGCACACUGCAGAAUCUGCGGGCCCGGGUGUUGAGUGGAAAGUUCCGCAUCCCAUUUUUUAUGUCCACAGAAUGUGAGCAUUUGAUCCGCCACAUGCUGGUGUUAGACCCCAACAAGCGCCUCUCCAUGGAGCAGAUCUGCAAGCACAAGUGGAUGAAGCUAGGGGACGCUGAUCCCAGCUUUGACAGGUUAAUAGCUGAAUGCCAGCAGCUGAAGGAAGAAAGACAGAUGGACCCCCUAAAUGAGGAUGUCCUCUUAGCCAUGGAGGACAUGGGACUGGACAAAGAGCGGACACUACAGUCAUUAAGAUCAGAUGCCUAUGAUCACUAUAGUGCAAUCUACAGCCUGCUGUGUGAUCGGCAUAAGAGACACAAAACUCUGCGUGUCGGACUACCUCCUAGCAUGCCCCGAGCCAUGGCAUUUCAAGCACCAGUCAACAUCCAGGCGGAGCAGGCUGGUACCACUAUGAACAUCAGCGUUCCCCAGGUGCAGCUCAUCAACCCAGAGAAUCAAAUUGUGGAGCCGGAUGGGGCGUUGAACUUGGACAGUGAUGAGGGUGAAGAGCCUUCCCCUGAAGCGCUGGUCCGCUAUUUGUCGAUGAGGAGGCACACAGUGGGCGUGGCCGACCCACGCACGGAGGUUAUGGAAGAUCUGCAGAAGCUGCUGCCUGGCUUUCCUGGAGUCAACCCGCAGGCUCCAUUCCUGCAGGUGGCCCCUAACAUGAACUUCAUGCACAACCUCUUGCCCAUGCAAAAUCUGCAGCCAGCUGGGCAGCUGGAAUACAAGGAGCAGUCCCUGUUACAGCCGCCCACCCUGCAGCUGCUGAACGGAAUGGGCCCCCUUGGCCGGAGGGCAUCAGAUGGAGGCGCCAACAUCCAACUGCAUGCCCAGCAGCUGCUGAAGCGGCCACGGGGACCCUCCCCUCUUGUCACCAUGACACCAGCAGUGCCAGCAGUUACCCCUGUGGACGAGGAGAGCUCGGAUGGGGAGCCAGAUCAGGAAGCUGUGCAGAGGUACUUGGCAAAUAGGUCCAAAAGACAUACACUGGCCAUGACCAACCCUACAGCUGAGAUCCCACCGGACCUACAGCGGCAGCUAGGACAGCAGCCUUUCCGUUCCCGGGUCUGGCCCCCUCACCUGGUACCUGAUCAGCAUCGCUCUACCUACAAGGACUCCAACACCCUGCACCUCCCUACGGAGCGUUUCUCCCCUGUGCGCCGGUUCUCUGAUGGGGCUGCCAGCAUCCAGGCCUUCAAAGCUCACCUGGAAAAAAUGGGCAACAACAGCAGCAUCAAACAGUUGCAGCAGGAGUGCGAGCAGCUGCAGAAGAUGUACGGGGGGCAGAUUGAUGAAAGAGCCCUGGAGAAGACCCAGCAGCAGCACAUGCUGUACCAGCAGGAGCAGCACCAUCAAAUUCUCCAGCAACAGAUUCAAGAUUCUAUCUGUCCUCCUCAGCCUUCUCCACCCCUUCAGGCUGCGUGUGAGAAUCAGCCCGCCCUCCUCACCCACCAGCUCCAGAGGUUAAGGAUCCAGCCUGCAAGCCCUCCCCCCAGCCACGCCAGCAACCACCUCUUCAGACCGCCCAGUAACAGCCCUCCCCCCAUGAGCAGCGCCAUGGUCCAGCCUCACGGUGCUGCAUCUCCCUCCCAGUUUCAAGGCUUCCCCUCCCGCAGUGCAGUCUUCCAGCAGCAGCCUGAGAACUGCUCCCCUCCUCCCAGCGUGGCACUAACCUGCUUGGGCCUACAGCAGCCUCCCCAGUCACAGCAGGUGACCAUCCAGGUCCAGGAGCCUGUUGACAUGCUCAGCAGCAUGCCCGGGACAGCUGCAGGCUCUGCUGGCCGGGGCGUCUCCAUCAGCCCCAGCGCCAGUCAGGUUCAGAUGCAGCACCGGACCAGCCUGAUGGCCGCCUUCAGCUAUGGGCACCGGCCCUUGUCCAAGCAGCUGAGUGCCGACAGUGCGGAGGCCCACAGCUUGAACGUGAAUCGGUUCUCCCCUGCUAACUACGACCAGGCGCAUUUACACCCCCAUCUGUUUUCGGACCAGUCCCGGGGUUCCCCCAGCAGCUACAGCCCUUCAGCAGGAGUGGGGUUACCUCCCACCCAAGCCCUGAAAGUCCCUCCACUUGACCAGUUCCCCACCUUCCCUCCCAGCGCACAUCAGCAGCCACCGCACUAUACCGCGUCGGCGCUGCAGCAGGCCCUGCUGUCCCCGACGCCGCCGGACUACGCCCGACACCAGCAGGUCCCCCACAUCCUCCAAGGACUGCUCUCCCCCCGGCAUUCGCUCACCGGCCACUCGGACAUUCGGCUGCCCCCAGCAGAGUUUGCACAGCUCAUUAAAAGGCAGCAGCGGCAGCAACAGCAGCAGCAGCAAGAGUACCAAGAACUGUUCAGGCAUAUGAACCAGGGGGAUGCAGGGAGUCUGGCUCCCGGCCUCGGGGGACAGAGUAUGACAGAGCGCCAGGCUUUACCGUAUCAAAACGCUGACUCUUAUCACCACCACCACACCAGCCCCCAGCAUCUUCUGCAAAUCAGGGCGCAAGAAUGUAUCUCGCAGGUUUCCUCACCCACCCCGACCCACGGUUACGCUCACCAGCCGGCGCUCGUGCACUCGGAGAGCAUGGAGGAGGAGUGCUCGUGUGAGGGGGCCAAGGACGGCUUUCCGGACAGGAAGAACGUGAACACGUUGACCAAAGGUUGCCACGAUGGCCCCCUGCUCUUGAGUACUGGCGGGCCCGGGGACCCUGAAUCUUUACUAGGAACCGUGAGUCACGUGCAGGAGUUGGGGAUACAUCCGUACCGACAGCCAGCUGCUGCGUUCAAUAGAAAUAAGGUGUCCAGCCGAGAGUCUGUCCUAGGGAACUGCAUGGAUAGAAGUUCUCCAGGACAAGCGAUGGAGCUGCCAGAUCACAAUGGACUUGGGUACCCAGCACACCCCUCAGUCAGUGAACACCACAGGCCCCGGACCCUCCAGAGACACCACACGAUCCAGAACAGUGACGACGCUUAUGUGCAGCUGGAUAACUUGCCUGGCAUGAGUCUCGUGGCUGGGAAAGCACUUAGUUCUGCCCGGAUGUCAGAUGCGGUUCUCAGUCAGUCCUCGCUCAUGGGGAGCCAGCAGUUCCAGGAUGGGGAGAAUGAGGAAUGCGGGGAGAGUCUUGGAGGUCACGAGCAUCCAGACCUGACUGACGGCAGCCAGCAUUUAAACGCCUCUUGCUACCCGUCCACGUGUAUUACAGACAUACUGCUCAGCUACAAGCACCCCGAGGUCUCCUUCAGCAUGGAACAGGCAGGCGUGUAGCAAAAGAUGGAGGGUUUAUGUACCGCGCGGGAAUGAAAAGGAUGACUUUAAACCAACAGUAUCUAGCAGCAUUGCGCCAAGUUGCCAUUGUGUUUCCCUCCACCCAGAAUGUCGGCUCCUUUCCUCACAUUUGGUUCAUCAGCGUGCUGUUCUUUUGGGUUCUGAGGGGGGUUUUGCCACGUUCGCCUGUAUGACCAAGUCACCAAGGAAAUAAACAGGAAAUCCAUGUUCGCCACCUUUCGUGAAAGUGUAUUUGAGUUGGUGGUUUUGUUUGGUUUUGGUUUGGAUUAUUUUUGAUUUUUUUUUUUUAAGUAUGUUUUCUUUUGGAGGUGAUUUUCUUUCUUUUUUUCUUUCUUUCUUUCCUUUUUUUGAGACAGAAGAGCAAAGCAGUUAGUGUACGGUGGCCAGGGGCGCAGAGCCACUCCCCUCCCUGGCCUCCAUCCACAGAGCGCCCUCCAGUCCCUGCACUGCUCUUCCGCAGGAGCAGAAGCUAGAGGGUAACAUCCUCUGGAAUCUUAGCAGCUGGACAAAGAGACAGAGGAAGGGAUGACAGCCUUUGGCCCUUGGAGAGCAAAAAGAGAAACCCCAAGCCUGGAACCUGGAGAGGUCUUUGCUGCUGGGAUCCACUGAAAAACAUGUCUGGCCCAGCCGAGGUCAUAUGAGAAUGUUAGCACGGAGGCUGCGAGUGGCCUGGCGUCGAUGGGUUGCCAGUUAGAACAUCCGUUUGGUGUGUAACUCGGCUCCCCUCUUACAACCUGGAAAGUUGGUUGCCUUUAUCAUCCUGCUGGUUCUACCCAUGGACUGAACACCCGACAGUGGUACACUAUGCUUUUGUGUCACCUUUUAUUCUCAUUUUAUAUUGUGCUAUAACAAGGAUUGUUGCUCCGUAUAUAUAUACACAUAUAUAUAUAUAUAUGGAUGUAUAUGUAUACAUCCAUAUAUACAUACAUAUAAUGCUUUUCCUUUUCAGCCUCUUUGUCACAGGCAAGAAGAACAGGAGGUUGUCUUGGGUCCUGCCUCUCUCCUAACUUCUCCUUCUCCCUGGGCAUCCUCAGCCCCUAUUUUAAUUCUUGAUCAUGUAGGAAUUGUUUUUGGUAAAUGUUGAUAUUAUUGUUAUUAUUAUUGUUAUUAUUAUUAUUAAUAAAUAAAAACAAAAGGAAUUUUUGUUUAAAAGAGAAAUGUUUAACCAGAUUCUGUUCUAUUUGAAUUGUGACUUGCACCUUUUGUUCAAAGUAUUUUAUUUAGACCUUGUAAUUGUGAACCGUUCUCACUCGUGCCAGUGACAGAUGUAGUGGUCUCCUUUCCCCCAGCUGAAGCAGUGCAUAUGCAAUAGCUAUUAUUUGUGUCAUUAUCUUUAUUUUUCUUCGCUGUUAGAAACCAAAGUCUUCUCUGCUGGCUGGGGGCUGACAGAGGAUCUGGGUUAUCGCCUUCCGAUCUUCAAAACAAGGAAGAGGUGUUAAAUAUCCCGACUCUUGAUCCAUUUUGCUGGGAAAGCAGAGUAAAAGGUCCCCCGGCGCCUCCUAGUCUUUCACCCUGAAUUUGCACAGAGGAAAGCGGGUUCCCAGCAUGGCCAUCCUGGUGUUGCUGACAGGAUCCCCAUGCAGCUUGGCCUUCUCACUGAUGUUGGCAGCUCAGCUCCUGGACCCGGUAUCCCUCGAGUGGGUUUCUGCAGUGCAAGAGCCUUUCCUGGGAUCUCUCCGUGUCUCCUUGGUCCCCAAAUCCCCUCCACUUGGUGUGGCCACCAGCUGCUCACCUUCUGGAAGCAACCGAGACAGCCCAGACAGCCACUGUUGACUUCUCCGGGCUCGUUGCACUUCCCAUGCUGGCCUCCCACCACGUGCUCAGCCUGUUUUGUUCACGGUGCUGAUGGACCGAGCAGACUGCCGCCCCCCUGCGACCACCCAGACGAAAGCCAGUGAGCCUAUUAACCGUGCCAUCUUGCGAACUACACUUUUAAAAAAUCAUUGCUUUGUAUUGUAGUGACCAAUAUGCGCAGUAUAUGUUGAAUGUAUAUGAACAUACUUUCCUAUUUCUGUUCUUUGAAAAUGUCAGAGUAUUUUUUUUCUUUCUCAUUUAUGUUGAACUAAAAAAGGAUUAAAAACCUCCAGACCCAAGUUGCAGUAAGACCUUUAGUCGUUUCUUGGUGGGCACUUACAACUUAGUAACUUGGUUGGACAGUAGGGGAUUGUGCAAAUAAACACCUGAUUAUGAUCUUA